Messenger RNA from Zerene cesonia (dogface butterfly), 1252 nucleotides. RefSeq names its product gem-associated protein 2-like (gene Gem2). The record is from RefSeq and is a predicted model, not a curated record. Gene Ontology annotation, biological process: spliceosomal snRNP assembly; spliceosomal complex assembly. The transcript is spliced from 4 exons. Lineage: Eukaryota; Metazoa; Arthropoda; Insecta; Lepidoptera; Pieridae. Gene Ontology annotation, cellular component: nucleus; spliceosomal complex; SMN complex. Bases 196 to 948 code for a protein of 250 amino acids.
AUGUCAAAAACAAUAUAUGAUGUCAAAGUGAAUGGUGCAGAUGUGGGUUUUAAUUACUAAUAAUGAAAUGAAUUCACAAUUUGAAUAUCAGUUGUGUUUAUAAACAAUUUAUGUUCUACUGAUUUGCACUUUUACGAUAUCUUUUGGAGAAUUUGUAUUUAUUCGCAGACAUUUUGUAUCUUAAAAUCUUCUAAAAUGUCAGCUAAACAAUGCAUAUUUAAAUUGAAUAAACCCAAUCAACAAGAAGAGUCUCUAAUAUCUCCUUGCUUUCAAAUUUCUAAGAAUGUUGAGCUGAAGGAAAUACCAACGACAGGUGAAGAGUACCUGUUAAAGGUAAUGAAUGAGAGACGGAACCAUGCCACAAUUACAAGGUGUAACGUAGACUGUUCAAAAUUUUCUCGGAAUCAAUCACGAUUUGUCACCCAGGUCCCUCAUGUGAAAGCACCCGACAAUUUAAAACCAACUAUAGAAUGGCAAAAUGUACAAGUUGCAGAUUUUUCAGAAAGCCGCAUGUAUAUCUCGCGCUUGUUAGCCAAGAAGACACAAUGGCCGAAGGAUGUUACAAACAUUUCAUUGGACCAGAAUAGUAGUAAAGAAUGGAUAGAAUUGUUUGAAACUCGAGAACCUACAUUGUCAUGUAUUCUUGGUCUAAAUCAUACCAUUUUAGAUAAUGGCUUGGAGAUAUUAAUUGAAUCUUUGAAUAAUGUCAAACCUGGGGAUACUAUCCCUUAUAAAACAGGCCAAUGGAUAUAUGCAAUACUAGCAUGCACAAGACAACCUCUGCUCUCAGACACAGUGAGCAUAUUAAGGAAUUUAGCAAGAAAAUGUUCUGAAAUAAGAUCUCGCCUCAAUCCUGAAAAAGAUACUUCAAAGGAAUAUGCCACCCCAUUAAAUGUUUUUAUUUGUUUAGUAGCUAGAUAUUUCCGACAGUAUGACUUGGCGGACUGACCUUUGAUUUUGUUAAUUUAAUAUGUUCAUACAAUUGUUCAAAUAGUAUUUUUAAUAUAAAAUUUUGUACUGACAUAGCAAUAAAAACUAAUGACACUUUUAAUUAUUUUCCAUUAAAAUUUGCCUUGAUAUUCUCUAUGAUUAAUUUGUUAAAUACUUUUCAUGAAUGAAUGUAUAUUUCAUCAUCAAACAUUUCUUGAAAUGUGUACAGUAAAGUGAAGGAAUAUUACUUUGGUAAAUGGCUAAUGUAAUAAAAUUUUUCAAAGAAUAAAAAAAGGAGCAAAAGAUUUAGAAAUUAAAAACU